Molecule: messenger RNA, 1503 nt
Organism: Penicillium argentinense
Lineage: Eukaryota; Fungi; Ascomycota; Eurotiomycetes; Eurotiales; Aspergillaceae
Exons: 3
Coding region: 1-1503 (500 amino acids)
Source: RefSeq, a predicted model, not a curated record
AUGUCAAUUUCCGGAGACAGCCAUAGAAGCUCACCUCAGACCUACGAGCCUGUCGUGCCAACGGAUCUCACUCGCGGUUCCUACCACAGCGCAAUGGGACCCCCGCCGCAACAUACAACCCACGAGACCCGCAGCUCGUCCGAGAGCAGCGGGGCCUCACUGAAGAGCCCUCGUACAGCUCGCUUUGCCGAGGCCACCACAAUUCACUCGCCAAUCGAGCAACGAGACCGAUCUCCAUUCGCCGAUCCCCAGAAGAAUAACUCUAAUGGUGGCGUGGGAGAUCUUGGAUUCGGAUAUGUGAAGGCCAAUGAUCCAGCUCAACAUGCAGACGACUCGAUGCCGCCGGUCUCACCCUGGAGAGCCGAUAUGAAAGUCCCCAACACCGCUCGUUCUUUGAACCCACUCAGUCCGACUUUCCGCGAGGAGUAUAUGCUCGAGAAGAACGAGAAGACUGCCGAGAAGGAGAAUGCCCGUGACUUGAGGAUAAAACUUCGAGUCCGUAUCGCCAAGAUCUUCCUCCGUUUCGUCAACUUCGGCUGCAGUCUGAUCGUCCUGUCCCUGCUGGCGGUGACCCUGACUGUCUUCGAAACAACCAAGUCUCUCCCAACCCGCAACAGUCUCCCCGCGUGGGCCGAGGGUACCAACCCAUGGGCUCAAUACUUGCUUCUAUCAAUGGCUGGCGUUUCACUCCUUGCCUGCCUGAUUGUAUUCUGGAGCUACUGGAAGGGUGGUCACAAACGUGCCGAGAAGACCGCCAUCUACUACACCGUCUUCUCGAUCGUGUUUUUCGGCCUCAGCUUGAUUAUGUGGAUUGUCGGUGCUGCCGUCUACCAAAACUCCAAAGCAAAUGGCAACAGCAAAGAUAUGUGGGGAUGGUCCUGUGCCCAGAACACCCGUGAGGAAAUCUAUCACGACGUGAUCGAUUACGCUCUCGUCUGCCGUCUUCAGGACUGGGGACUGGUCUGCGCAAUCAUCGAAGUCGUCAUCGAGGUCCUCGUCAUCCUCAUCUACGCCGUAGUAGCCUACAGAAUCUGGACCAAACGACGGUUGAUGAAAUCCAUGAACGGCCGCGACCAAGCCCGAGACGACCUCUACCUCGCCCAACUCCGUCUCAAAUCCGCCCCGAACACCCCCGGCUUCGCAGGAUUCUCCUCCUACCCGCCGAAAUCCCCCUUCGCCGCCGCAACCCCAGUAGGAGACCCCUACUCAACCGCCGAGAAGGGCCAGAUGCCAACAACGCAAUACGCAUCCCCGCGUUCACCAACAAGACCCGUCCCCUCUUUCCAGCUUCAACCACCGCCCAUCCGCGUCCAACAACCCACCCCCAAAACUGCCCAGGAGGAAUUCUCGCACCCCUCAUCGCACACCCCCUCGCCGCCACCGCAGUCGCCGCCUCAGCAUGUUUCUGCUGCGCCCGGUGAGACCGAGUACGAUGCCGUCCCCAUCCCUGGCGUGUACACCAGUCCUAUGGCGCCGACCUUCCCGCCUGCGGUGCACAAAUAG